Messenger RNA from Hirsutella rhossiliensis, 1380 nucleotides. Its product is annotated as centromere DNA-binding protein complex CBF3 subunit. The record is from RefSeq and is a predicted model, not a curated record. The transcript is spliced from 4 exons. NCBI's taxonomy places the organism in Eukaryota, Fungi, Ascomycota, Sordariomycetes, Hypocreales, Ophiocordycipitaceae. Bases 1 to 1380 code for a protein of 459 amino acids. Gene Ontology annotation, molecular function: DNA binding.
AUGGCCCGGACGCCAAAUCGACGGAAGGCGAAGACAAAAGCGGGGCCCAAGCCGAAGCUCGCAGGAGCAGCGGCCGGGGCAGGGGCAGGGGCAGGGAGUCGCGCAAAGCCGUCGAGCGUACGAGUGGACCAACGCAUCCGGCAGAACGCGAUAAACGACGCGGAGCUACGCGCCAAUGCGCAGACGAUCCUCUCUGCGAUCCACGAGUCUCGGCCAAGGAAUACGACCUCGGCGUACGCACCGAAGCAAGAGGAAUUCGAGCAAUUCUGCCGCCACAAACAGUACUGUGACGGCGCUACGGUCACAGAGGAGAAGCUCCUCCUCUUCCUCGUCGAGGAGGUGGCCGGUCGGCCCUUGAAGGUCAGGAGCCGCAAGGCCGCCACUGAUACUCCGCAGGACGAGACCCGCCUGGCCUGGCGGUCGGUCCGAACUUAUGUCACCGCAAUCACGGAUCUUUACCGGACGCAGAAGGCCCUCGGAAUGAAUACGCACCCGUCGCCGCGCGAGGACAACGAGAACUAUGCCGAUAAAGGCCGCGAUACUCUGCUCGAUGGUUACUCGGAGUCCGAGUUCGAACGAGUAUGCCACGAGCUGUGGGCCCACAGCGGCACAUCGCCCGAGUGUCAUUUUCGGACCCUCGUGGAUCUCCUCUUUGGCCAUUAUCUUCUCACCCGUGGCGGCGAUCGUCGGGCUGCAGAGAUCUCAGACCUAUUCACCUUUGAGUUUGCCGGGGAGGGCUCGACCCGGUGCAUGCCGCUCAUCUUUACGACACGAGCCGGCAAGCAGAACCAGCACGGCCGCCUCGAGACCGCCGGCGCGUAUCGGAAUAGGAACCCGCUAAUCUGCAUCUUGGGUGGCCUCUCGUUCUACCUCUUGUAUCGUUGGGAUCUCGGUAGUGAGCCGUUUCCCGAUUUCAGCAGGCGGUCCUCGUGGUACGACAUCCGGCUAAUCAAGGGUAACGGCACCGGCCGGACGGCGGCUUUCUCGUACAACUCACAGCGCGAGUGGGUUGUCAAGGCCUUCGCCUACGCCGGCGUCACGUCGCAGAAGAAGACGCAUGAGCAGAUGGUCGGCUGUUACCUGAACUCGUUGCCUCGCAAGUUCAUGCGUACGAUGGCCGGGCACCCGCCGCAGGCCGGAUGCUUCGAGAUACGCCGUGCCGGCGUGACGCCGCCGGAGGUCCUGCUCUCGAUGAUCUGGCCCGAGCUGGACCGUUGGCGAGGCCGGUUCGGUCCCGGUACCGAGCAGGAGAACGACCUGGCAGCGAUGGCCCCGUUUGGAACCACCCGGUCUUCCGGCAUCCGGCCUACGCCCCGUUCGCGCACCAGCUAUCGGACUUCAUCCUUGAAGAGGAGCGUCCAAGCCAGCUUGCAGUCCUAG